Molecule: messenger RNA, 3224 nt
Organism: Hyla sarda
Lineage: Eukaryota; Metazoa; Chordata; Amphibia; Anura; Hylidae
Gene: SLC45A3
Product: solute carrier family 45 member 3
Exons: 7
Coding region: 867-2513 (548 amino acids)
Biological process (GO): transmembrane transport
Cellular component (GO): membrane
Molecular function (GO): sucrose:proton symporter activity
Source: RefSeq, a predicted model, not a curated record
UACACUACGGCUCAGUUAUGUAUGUGUGGUGUAAUAUGAAGUCAUUAAGCCACAUCAAGUUACUGACGUCAUGAGUCACUGUUUCGGGUGUGACACCUGCAUACUUCUGGCUAUAGAUAAAUGCGAAACUACUAGAGUGCGGUAACAUGGCUAUAGCGCCACAGGUUUGUUAGACAGUAGUGGGAAUACGUGUUUUACUAGAAGGCAGAGACACUAGAACACGAGCUGUCCUUCCUUCCGAGGACUGUACAACCGCUCUGCCUACAAGUGACAGCCCUGAGUGCUGUCACCCUGCCGCACCACACCUCCUCCCUCACAGGUCGGCGCCCUCCCUGCCUUGUACUGCGCAGGCGCCACACACGGAGAUUUAAAAGUGCAGCCGAGAGCGGAGCAGAGAAGGUGCAGAGCUGUCGCCUAGGACACGCACAGGAAGGUGAUACAGGGGGCGCAGGUACAUCCAAGAGGCCGGGCGUCAGCGAGUGUUAUAGCUGUGGCCCCGCGUUAUAGAACGGGAGCGGACUCCGGACGUACAGGUCAAAAAACUCCAGAAAAAGAAAUAAGUGGAAACUUAGCCUCAAAGCAACUCGUAUGACUUUAUCAUUUCACACAGCUGUCACUUGGGAAUCUUUUGUAUCUAGCAGAGCAUAUUGACAUGCUGAAUAUAACUUCAUGGAAAGAAAUGUGCAAACACUCCAAUGUUUCAGUUUAUCACAUUUGAUGUUCAUGGCAUGUGGAAGCUGUAUUUAUUACUGGGACUCUUACAGUAGAAAUGGGCUUCUGCCAGGCCAAACAGAGUGAUAGCCAAAGAUUCUACACUGUGUCCAUCAGCGGAGCAUAAAAUUAUCAAGUUGCCGACACUAGUUUUCAUGAUGCAGAAGGCAGGGGUCAGCGAAUACAGCCCACUUGCACAACUCCUGCUGGUUAAUUCUCUGACAUGUGGCCUUGAAGUCUGCCUGGCAGCAGGGAUCACCUUUGUUCCACCUUUGCUUCUUAAGGCUGAAGUGGAAGAAAAAUUCAUGACCAUGGUACUAGGUAUCGGCCCCAUCCUUGGUCUCUUAGUUGUAAACCUAAUAGGCUCUGCAAGUGACCAUUGGAACAGCAGAUUUGGCCGUCGGCGUCCUUUCAUUUGGCUAUUGUGUUUUGGAGUAAUGCUGAGCCUAAUUAUUAUUCCUUAUGCUAACCAUUUAGCCAGUUUAUCAGGUCACCGCAGUGCCGGCAUGGAAGUGUUCUUACUUAUAUUUGGUAUUGGGCUGUUAGACUCCUGUGGACAGGUUUGUUUUACUCCUCUGGAAGCACUGCUCUCUGAUCUGUUCCCAGAAGGUGAAGCCUGCAGAAAAGCCUUCUCCGUUUAUGCCUUAACUAUUGGAAUAGGAGCAUGUGUUGGAUACUUUUUGCCUUCUGUGGACUGGAGUGACAGUUGGUUAGCACAACAGUUAGGUGGCCAAGAAAAAUGUCUUUUCACAUUUCUAUUUAUUAUAUUUUCCGGAUGUGUCUGUGCCACAUUCUUUGUUUCAGAAGAGGUCAGGGUUAAUGUUGGACAUUCAGAUAUAUGUUUGGAACCAGCAGGUAAGGCAUGGACUUGCAUAAGGACAUGUCAACUUUCAGCUCUACCACACAGGGUAUGGCGAAUGGCCCUAGCACUGCGAAGUACAUGUGCUUUAGUUUCACGAUUUAGGACAUUUUGUUGCAGAAUUCCUGUUGCUCUGUGGCGCUUGUUUGUGGCCCAGCUCUGCUCAUGGAUGGGGCUUAUGACUUUUAUUCUCUUUUACACUGAUUUCAUUGGUGAAGGACUUUAUCAUGGUGUGCCAAUGGCAGAGCCGGGGACUGAGGCUAGACUCCGAUAUGAUGAAGGGGUCAGAAUGGGAAGCCUGGGCCUUUUUCUUCAAUCUGUGACAUCAAUAGUGAUUUCAUUCUCCAUGGAUUACCUGGUGAAGAUAUUUGGAACUCGAUUUGUCUACCUGUUUGCAGUUUCCUGCCUCCCUGUUGCUGCAAUAAUUACUUGCUUCUCCCAUAAUAUUAUAUUGGUAACUGCAUCAGCUGCUAUGACAGGCAUCACAUUUUCUGUACUGCAGAUCUUACCAUACACUCUUACCUCACUUUAUCAUCAUAACCGGCAGGUGUUUGUUCCAAAGUAUAAGGACAUAGCCGAGAAUGAGAUAAAGGAAAAAGAGCGAAAAUCUGGUUUCGUGAAAGAGGCAUCAAAUAAUAAUGAUGUUCCAUUGUUCUCCUCACAUCCCCCAUCUUUGUGUGUUGUCCCUUCUUGUGACAACUCUGUAAUAAUUGGAGAGCCCCCUAAUACACACAAUGGGAUUUGCUUGGACAUGGCUAUACUGGACAGUGCCUGCCUGUUGUCUCAGGUGGUCCCCUCUCUUAUUAUGGGCUUUAUUGUGCACAUGACACAAACAGUCACAGCCUAUGUGGCAUCAGCUGCAGCUUUUGGUUUGAUAGCAAUAUAUUUUGCCAACAAAGUUGUCUUUGAUAAAAGUGACAUGGCAAAGUUUACAACUCUAUAGGGUCAUAGGCAUUUACCUUACCUUUUCGUAGCUGGUAAAUUAUUUAUUUUAUAAAUAAUUCUACUGUAUUUUGCAAUAUGUUUUUUUUUUUGUUUUUUUUUACCAACUACAUUCCAAAAGAUUGUAACUAAUUUAUUGUUAAGAAAACAUUACAGAGUUUUCUUGGCCUUGCUGAUUUGCAAAAUUGGUGGCAUUACAAAUAUGAGGUCAUGUGAUUCCUUUUCUUUAUGCAUUUCUAAUUUCCAUUUCUUACACUCAGUUGCUUCAAGUAACAAUAUACUUCCUGGUUUGCUAGUAUCUCUUCACUGCUGCAGACAUUGAUGGGCUCCUAUGGUCACAACAUUGCUUUGGACUUCUAAACAAAGAACUGCUGGGACCUCUAAACCACUGAUCUGGGAGUUGAUUUACAGAAUAUUUUGUCCUAUAGUGCAAAAACGGUAGUAAAAUCAGCAUAAAAUGCAUGCAGGUUUACCUUGAAUUUAUAGAAAAGUCUACCACAUCUGAAUAUACCAUAAGACUUACCUGCACAUGUCAACACACAUUUGAUACUCUGUAGUAAAAUAAAAGGGCAAAUGUAAUAGAAUUGCCCACCUAUACCUUACUUCUUAGCAAUGUACCAGAGAUGAUUUUUUCAGUUUUUUUCUCACAGUUCAAAUUUUCCGACAUGCUGUAAUGUCAGUUUGUGUAGAUCUCUGCUUUGCAUGCUAUUUU